Solanum verrucosum is the source of this 1677-nucleotide messenger RNA. RefSeq names its product protein TRIGALACTOSYLDIACYLGLYCEROL 3, chloroplastic. The transcript is spliced from 10 exons. The record is from RefSeq and is a predicted model, not a curated record. NCBI's taxonomy places the organism in Eukaryota, Viridiplantae, Streptophyta, Magnoliopsida, Solanales, Solanaceae. The coding region runs from base 6 to 1316 and encodes 436 amino acids. Gene Ontology annotation, molecular function: ATP binding; ATP hydrolysis activity.
CACGUAUGCGUGAGGAGCUUUCGGCCUUCUUCCUCCCAACAUUCUACAGUGCUUCUCAACCCACUACAUGUCCUGUCUUCCUUUUCAUUGAGAGUGACCAAUAUCAUUUCUCCAUUGAAAUUCGAUCUAUUUCAUGGUUCUUGAGUCCAAAUUCGAUCUGGGUCAGCGCCAGAAUUUCCCAUCUUAAAUUCUCCAAAGUGGGUUUUGUUUGGCGAAACUCAAUGGUUUCUUUUGUGGGUUCUGUUAUGUCACCUGCUGUCAGCAUUUGCAAAAGCAACAGUGUCGCCUCUUCUUCUUCUUCUAGCUACAUGAAAACAUUUUUUCCCAAUUUUGAUUUAGGAAAGCCAUUAUUGCUGCGUUCCCUGACGAAUAGGAAGGAUAAAUGGACUGUUUGUGCUUGUGUUGCACCCCCUCGGGACUACAAAGCUGCUGAUUCUGAUCGGGUUCCCAAUACAAAAUUCAAUCAGGAAUCUGUUAAAUCGGAGAAUGUGAGCUUGUUGAGAGAGCCUAAGAGUGACUCAGAUGUGCUUAUUGAGUGUAGAAAUGUGUGCAAGUCAUUUGGCGACAAGCAUAUCUUAAGAGGUGUGAGCUUAAAGAUCAGACAUGGUGAGGCUGUUGGAAUUAUUGGGCCUUCUGGCACAGGGAAAUCAACAAUCUUAAAGAUAAUGGCUGGCCUACUUGCUCCUGAUAAAGGGGAAGUCUUUAUCCGUGGUAAACUGCGUAAUGGAUUAGUGAGUGAUGAGGAAAUUUCUGGGCUUAGGAUUGGCUUAGUGUUUCAGAGUGCUGCGCUUUUUGAUUCAUUAACUGUUCGUGAAAAUGUUGGUUUCUUGCUAUAUGAGAAUUCAGCUAUGCCAGAGGAUCAAAUUGCACAGCUUGUAACCGAAACUUUAGCUGCUGUUGGUUUGAAGGAAGUUGAAGACCGAUUACCCUCUGAAUUGUCUGGUGGUAUGAAGAAAAGAGUUGCUCUAGCUCGUUCUAUAAUUUUUGAUACCACCAAAGACGUACUAGAGCCAGAGGUGCUCUUGUAUGAUGAACCAACAGCUGGACUUGAUCCGAUUGCAUCAACCGUUGUAGAAGAUCUCAUUCGCUCGGUUCACGUGGCAGGCGAGGAUGCACUUGGGAAACCUGGGAAGAUUGCAUCAUAUGUUGUUGUCACACAUCAACACAGUACUAUUAAAAGAGCUGUUGACAGGCUAAUAUUUCUUUAUGAAGGUAAGGUCGUCUGGCAGGGAAUGACUCAUGAAUUCUCCACAUCAGCUAAUCCUAUUGUUCGGCAGUUUGCAUCAGGGAGUUUGGAUGGUCCUAUUAGAUAUUAGCUUCUGCAGCCAAAACAAAUACAAGACAUACUCGUAGGGUUGAUUUUACCUACCAGCUGAACUUGGUGCUUCAAGGCUGACCUUGUCAAAGCAACAAAAGAGAGAUCAAUGUCUAAAGAGUAGUCACACUUGCAGCUCUUAUUUUGCUGAGCCUGCUUACAUGAAUAUGCACGUCAUAGAAGAAGUUUCUGGUUUUAUUUUACUCUUGUUCUUCCCUCUUAUUUAUUUCACAUUCAUCUUUGUAACCAGUCUCCAUCAUUUUUAGUGCUAGCAACUUGAUACUUGAUAGUAAGGUGUAUCAUGUUGAAAUGAAUUGAUUACUUUACAGUAAGUAAAUUGUGUAACAUACUAAGCAAUUCAU